Molecule: messenger RNA, 1203 nt
Organism: Syngnathus acus (greater pipefish)
Lineage: Eukaryota; Metazoa; Chordata; Actinopteri; Syngnathiformes; Syngnathidae
Product: alpha-N-acetylgalactosaminide alpha-2,6-sialyltransferase 5-like
Exons: 5
Coding region: 112-1137 (341 amino acids)
Biological process (GO): ganglioside biosynthetic process; oligosaccharide metabolic process
Molecular function (GO): alpha-N-acetylgalactosaminide alpha-2,6-sialyltransferase activity
Source: RefSeq, a predicted model, not a curated record
GGACUCCUCCGAGAGCUGUCAUGAUGUUACCGGACAAAAGAAAGAUUCCGAAAGGCUUGUCAAACAACAAGCUCACCAUAAUACACGGAUGGAACGACCGUCUUCCGAGCCAUGGCACUCUUCAAACGGGACCGAUGCAGCGCCGUCGUCGCCUUGGACCCGGGGACCGCAUAUGAUGAGUGGAAAGGAGUUUGUAGCAUUAUUGUUGUUACCAUGGUUACCAGUUUGAUGGUGGCGUACAACAGGAGAUCUGGUGGUGACAGAUCAUCCUCACCACAAUCAUUAGCAUCCUCCUCCGGACACAAAGAAGGUCCUAUGUCUGCCAUGAGAAAGAGACCAAGGAUGGUAUCAACGCUAGGCGGCUACACAGGUGUCAUGGACCGCAAGACCCUCAAGAUGCACUGUGGGACGUGCGCCCUCAUCACCAGCUCGGGUCACCUCACCGGCGGAGAGAGGGGCCCCGAAAUCGACCGUGCCGACUGCGUGAUCCGUAUGAACGACGCCCCCAGCGUUGGCUACGAGCGGGACGUGAGCCAGCGUACCACUCUCCGUGUGGUGGCGCAUUCCAGCCUGCAGCGGCUGCUACGCAAGCAACGGGAGCUGCUCAACGCCACCCAAGGCACGGUGUUCGUCUUCUGGGGACCGAGCAACUGCAUGAAACGCGACGGCAGAGGCCACGUGUUCAACCAUCUGAAGAUAUUGAACCAGCAGCUGCCCAGUCUCAAACUUUAUAUCAUUUCUCGACUCCAAAUGAUGGCAUUUGAUGAACUUUUCAAAAAUGAAACCGGCAUUGACAGGAAAAGUUCCAACACCUGGCUGAGUACCGGCUGGUUCACGAUGGCCGUGGCCUUGGAGCUAUGUGACAGGAUCAACGUUUAUGGCAUGGUGCCACCUGACCACUGCAGAUCCCCCUCCAGUCCGUCAGUGCCGUAUCACUACUACGAGCCGUCCGGCCCCACCGAGUGCACCAUGUACCUGUCUCACGAGAGAAGCCGACGAGGGAGUCACCACCGCUUCAUCACAGAGAAGAUGGUCUUUGCCAACUGGGCUCAGAGCCUCGACAUCCAUUUCUACCAGCCGGACUGGAAGCCUAAAGCGCCAGUGAAAGUCUCCAGUGCCAUUCAGACUGGAUCUUGAGAUGCUUGCGAGAUUCCCACUUGGACCAAACUUUGUUUUGAUCAUUAAAUAUUACAAUACACAGGA